AUGAAGGAGUACGAUCAUUUGUUCAAAAUUAUCAUCAUUGGUGAUAGUGGCGCAGGGAAGUCCUCCCUGCUCCUUCGCUUCGCUGUAAGUCCAAGUACACAUCGCCAUAUCGCUAUGCAGGAUGACACUUACAGCGAGUCGUACAUGAGCACCAUAGGCGUUGAUUUCAAAAUCAAAACUGUCAAAAUCGACAAUGCCACAAUCAAACUGCAAAUCUGGGACACGGCAGGGCAGGAGCGAUUCAGGACCAUUACGUCGACCUACUACCGUGGAGCUCACGGCAUCAUCACGGUAUACGAUGUCACGAGUCGAGUUUCCUUCGAGAGUGUCAAGAAGACCUGGCUCACUGAUAUUGAAAAAUACUCGAACGCCAACAUCACCAAAAUCCUUAUUGGAAACAAAAUCGAUCUAGAGGACCAGCGCGCAGUCACUACCGACGAGGCGCGUGAAUUUGCUACGCAGCAUAAUAUGGACUACAUUGAGGCAUCAGCCAAGACGGCGCAAAAUGUUGAAAAGGCGUUCGAGUCAAUCGCCAGGACGCUGAAAGAUAAAGCAACAAGAUGCACCACAACCGCGCCUACUCCAAACACCUUCAACCUAGGCAGCACCACCCGUGUCGCCGCAAACAGAAACAUAGUUUCUGACAAAUGCCAGGAAGUGCCCGUUCUCGGACCCAUGGCCGCACCCCUCAACAAGUGCGCAUGA
Messenger RNA from Babesia bigemina, 705 nucleotides. RefSeq names its product Rab1b, putative. The transcript has 4 exons. Gene Ontology annotation, biological process: regulation of exocytosis; protein secretion. The record is from RefSeq and is a predicted model, not a curated record. Bases 1 to 705 code for a protein of 234 amino acids. Gene Ontology annotation, molecular function: GTPase activity; GTP binding. Lineage: Eukaryota; Apicomplexa; Aconoidasida; Piroplasmida; Babesiidae.